GCAGCACAAUGAUAUCCAUUCAUCCAUAUCCAAUUAUCCAUCCAUGGUAGAGCUCUCAAAAAGUAACACAAUCAUGCCUUCCAGUAAGACUCUCCUCCUCAUAACUAAUCUCACCCUUCUCAGUUUUGCAACAACUGAGGCACAAAACGACCCUUUCUAUCUAUACAAAGAUUGUUCCAGCGACAAAACCAGCCCCAACACCUCCUUCCAAUUUAACCUCAAGAACCUCCUUUCUUCCCUAUCAUCCAACGCCACCGGCAACACCCCAUUUUACAACGCCACAAUCAAUGGCGAAAACCCCUCUGACUCUAUCUAUGGACUUUUCAUGUGUAGGGCUGACGUGUCCUCUCACCUCUGCCAACUAUGCGUCCGGAAUGCAACCCAACAACUAUCAUCAGAAUGCUCCUUAUCCAAACAAGCAGUCAUAUGGUACGAGGAGUGCAUGGUUUGGUAUUCCACGUCUUUUAUUUUCUCCAGUGUGGCCACAACACCUAGUAGUCCCAUGAAGAACAGUGGUAAAGUCCCAAAGCCAGAAAGAUUCAUGCGUUUAGUGUUCAGGACAAUAAACCAAACUGCAGAUGAAGCAUCAUUCCAAUCAAGUAUUGGUAACAAUAAGUUCGCAACAAAGGAAGCAACAAACGUGUCAGGAAUAUCUCAGACUCAAACCCUUUAUUGUUUAGCUCAGUGCAUACCGAAUCUUUCACCACAUGAUUGUAGAACAUGCCUUGAUGAUGCAAUAAGGAAAAUUCAAGAGUGUUGUGAAGGAAGGAUAGGAGGGAGAGUUCUGUUUCCUAGCUGCAAUGUUAGGUAUGAAAUGUACCCUUUCUACAAUGUUCGUUCAGCAACUCCUGUACCAAAGCUUAUUCCUGAAACAAAAACUUCCCAUGCAGAUUCAAAUUUAUCAGAAUUUCCUAUUUAUCUUUCUCAUAAUUGCACAAACAAAACCUUCAAUGCCAACAACAGUGCUUUCCAAACACACCUCACCACACUCUUAUUUAACCUAGCUUCUAAUGCCACAACCGGGAACAAGUUUUAUACGGCUGAUGUGGCUAACACAGUGUUUGGUCUCUUCUUGUGCCGAGACCAAGAGGAUCUUCCUUCAGGGCUUUGUGGUGAGUGUGUCAAAAACGCAACGCAUGAAAUAUCAUCAAAGUGUGGCUCGUUCCAUGAGGCUAUAAUUUGGUACAGCCAGUGCAUGCUUCGCUAUUCCUAUAGAAAUUUUUUCAAUGAAAUGGAAACAGGUCCUGUGUUUUCUGAGUUGAACACCACCAACAAGGAUGAUGAACAAAAUUUCUUUACGAUGAAGUUAGCGAAGGCGUUAGAUCAAGCGGCGAUCCAGGCAGGGGACAGUGAUGAGAAAUACGGAAAAAGGACGACAAAAUUGAAUGAUUUGCAAACCCUUUAUGCUCUUGCUCAGUGCACACAAAAUUUGUCUAUUGAAGAUUGCAAGGGUUGUCUGGGAAUUGUGAUUGGAACAUCAAUUCCAUGGUCUCGUUUGGGAAGCAUAGGGGGAAGAGUUUUGUAUCCUAGCUGCAAUAUCAGGUUUGAAUUGUUCCAAUUCUACAAAGACAAUGACAAAUCUGGGACGUCAUCAUCACCAGAAAGAAGAAAAGGCAAGUCGCCAAUAAUUAUCUUGAUUGUUGUGUUGGCAAGUAUUUCUGUGACGUUAUUCUUUGCAGCUUACUAUUUUCUACAUAAAAAUGCAAGAAAGAGGCGUGCAGCUAUUCUCGAAGAUAAUUUUGGUCUUGAAAUGGCUACUUUAGAGUCGUUGCAAUUUGAUUUGGCUACCAUUAUAGCAGCAACUAAUAGAUUUUCAGACCAGAAUAAAAUAGGCAAAGGUGGAUUUGGAGAAGUUUACAAGGGUAUUCUUCUUGAUGGAUUACAAAUAGCUGUAAAGAGAUUAUCAAAAAGUUCAAAGCAAGGAUCAAAUGAGUUCAAGAAUGAAGUUUUAUUAAUAGCCAAACUUCAACAUAGAAAUCUUGUGACUCUAAUUGGUUUUUGCCUUGAGGAACAAGAAAAAAUACUUAUUUAUGAAUAUGUGCCAAACAAGAGCCUUGAUUACUUUCUAUUUGAUUCUCAACCACAAAAGUUAAGUUGGUCCCAACGCUAUAAUAUUAUAGGAGGAAUUAUUCAAGGAAUUCUUUAUUUACAUGAACAUUCUAGACUAAAAGUUAUACAUCGUGAUCUCAAACCCAGUAAUAUUCUAUUAGAUGAAUGUAUGAUUCCAAAAAUUUCAGAUUUUGGUCUCGCCAGAAUUGUUGAAAUAAAUCAAGACCAAGGGAGUACAAGUGUAAUUGUUGGAACAUAUGGUUAUAUGUCUCCAGAAUAUGCAAUGUUCGGACAAUUUUCUGAGAAGUCAGAUGUUUUCAGUUUUGGUGUCAUGGUUUUAGAGAUUAUAAGUGGAAAAAAGAAUUUCAGUUCUUAUGAAUCACACCGUAUUACUAAUGGCCUCUUAAGCUAUGUUUGGAAACAAUGGAGUGAUCACACACCUUUGAACAUAUUGGACCCAGAUAUUACUGAAAAUUAUUCUGAAAUUGAGGUCAUCAAGUGCAUUCAGAUUGGUUUAUUAUGCGUUCAACAAGACCCUGAUGCUAGACCUACAAUGGUGACAGUUGCUUCAUAUCUGACUAGUCACCCUAUUGAAUUGCCAACACCACAAGAGCCUGCAUUUUUCUUGCAUGGUAGAAUGGAUGAAAAUGCAGUUGCGAAUGAAUCAAGUUCCAACCAAUCGAUCAACACUUCUACACCAUUAAUAUUCUCUAACAAUCAAAUGUCUAUAAGCCAAUUUCUUCCUCGAUAAUUUCUUAACAUUCGUAGAGAGAAAGGAUUCUUUGCGUCUGUUUCGACUAAAGGAGUUACAGCUGAAUGGAUAGUUCAGGCUUUUUAAUUGGUUUAAUCAGGUUGUAUGGAAGACUGUAUAUGUGUAGCAUACUGUAAAUGCUUACCUAGGAUGCUGCUUUCUCGAAGAAACAGGUGCUGCAGGCUGAAUGCAUUCUCAGGUCACAAUCCUGGUCUUUUAGUUCCUGCUUAUUUUGGUAGCCAGCUGCUAAUAUUGGUUUCAAUUUUGAGGACUUGGAAGGGUCACGUGUGAAAGAGUUUGUUGCCAAUAUAUAAUAAUUAAGGGACAUAUUGAGCAUACUAUACUAAAAAAAUAGUUGGUGUUUGUUUAAUUGAAGAGCCUAGUGGAAGGGGGUUUUCCAUUUUGAGGCCGGGGGCUUUCUUUCUUGUGUCUGCUGCUUUGUUUGUGUUCUUUCAUAUAUUUAUUUUUGGUGGUCCUAACUGUGGCCUUGUGCUGUAGAUUAUAUCAGGAAAACUGAAGUAUAUCUCGCGUUGUCUAGAGGUAGUUAUUGAAUAAUGUAUAUAAAUGAAAGAUAAUUCUCAUAUUAAAA
This is a messenger RNA of Glycine soja, 3389 nucleotides long. RefSeq names its product cysteine-rich receptor-like protein kinase 6. Gene Ontology annotation, molecular function: ATP binding; protein kinase activity. Gene Ontology annotation, biological process: protein phosphorylation. The record is from RefSeq and is a predicted model, not a curated record. The transcript has 8 exons. NCBI's taxonomy places the organism in Eukaryota, Viridiplantae, Streptophyta, Magnoliopsida, Fabales, Fabaceae. The coding region runs from base 44 to 2800 and encodes 918 amino acids.